Physeter macrocephalus (sperm whale) is the source of this 405-nucleotide messenger RNA. RefSeq names its product phosphatidylethanolamine-binding protein 4. NCBI's taxonomy places the organism in Eukaryota, Metazoa, Chordata, Mammalia, Artiodactyla, Physeteridae. The record is from RefSeq and is a predicted model, not a curated record. The transcript is spliced from 4 exons.
AUGUCAAAGGACGUGAAGGAAACAGAGGGAGCGGGGCUUAAUGUGGGGGGCAUCCACCCUUCUGCAGUCUCCUGCCCCUCCUUCCGACCCAAGGGCGCUGACAUGAAGAAAGGGAAGAUCCAGGGCCAGGAGUUAUCACCCUACCAGCCUCCUUCCCCACCAGCACAAAGUGGCUUCCAUCGCUAACAGUUCUUCGUCUGUCUUCAGGAAGGAAAGACCAUCUCUCUCUUGCCUAAAGAAAACAAAACUCGAGGCUCUUGGAAAAUGGACAGAUUUCUGAGCUGCUUCCACCUGGGCGAACCUGAAGCCAGCAUCCAGUUCAUGACCCAAAAUUACCAGGACACGCUAAAUCACCAGGCUCCGGGAGGAAGCAGUGAGCCCAAGGACAAACCCGAGCUGAGAUAA